Messenger RNA from Chenopodium quinoa (quinoa), 483 nucleotides. RefSeq lists its product as uncharacterized. NCBI's taxonomy places the organism in Eukaryota, Viridiplantae, Streptophyta, Magnoliopsida, Caryophyllales, Amaranthaceae. The transcript has a single exon. Bases 1 to 483 code for a protein of 160 amino acids. The record is from RefSeq and is a predicted model, not a curated record.
AUGGCAAGAUUUUUUUGGGGUCAAAAAAGUGCUCGCCGGAAUAUGCAUUGGAAAUCAUGGGAUGGUAUGUGUGUACCGAAAUGCUUCGGAGGAAUGGGCUUUAAAGAUCUUGAAAUAUUUAAUGAUGCAUUACUCGGCAAGCAGGCAUGGCGGCUUAUUCACAAAGAUGAUUCGCUCUUGAGUCGAGUUCUGAAGGCGAAAUACUACCCCAAUUCCUCCUUCCUUGAUUCUUAUUUGGGAGUAGGUGGGAGCUACUCAUGGAGGAGUGUAUGGAGUAGUAAAUCUCUUGUGAAAGAGGGAGUUAUCUGGCGCAUAGGGAAUGGCUCGAAUGUUAAUGUUUGGAGCAACCCUUGGCUUGCUGACACGGAAGGGCGGUUUGUGACAAGCCCGGUUGUUGAAGGAAUUACGAAUGUGAGUGACUUGGUUGAUUUAGAGAAUAUGGAAUGGAAUUAUGAGGUCAUUUCUACAGCCUUCAAUGACUGA